CCUAAGUCGAAGAUUAACCUCCUUGAUUAAGUCUAUGAUGUAAACAUAAUUAAAUGAAGAAUGGAAAUAGAAUGCAAGGACUUCCAAACAAAACUUGAGAAUAAAUAAACUUCGUCGACACUUCACUAAAAGUUCAAUUCUUUCAUUGUUUUAGUUUUAAGUUAGAAUGUCUAAAAGAAGCGUAGCAUUUAUAAAGCCAGAAGAACCUAGUUUCCUUAAGAAGUUGAAAGCUGAGGUGGGUUAUCAAGAAGGUCCAACAAUAGAUACCAAAAGGGAAGAACUCGAAAAUUUUGAAGAGAAGGAUUUCGAGGAAAACGCUGAAGAGCAACCAACAGUUGUAGUUUUGAAAGCAGGGGACUUGACAGCAGAAGAAGUAGCUGCAGAAAAAGAUAGACUUGAAAGAGAAGAAGCCUCUGCACCUGCAGAUUUGACUAAACCAAUAAUUUUCAAAGUUCCUCUUAAGGAAGGAACUAAUGAUACUAAAAACUCUAAAAGUGUCAAUAUAAAACCUAAAAAAAGCUCCAAGAAAGCUUUAGAUAAGAGACUGCUUUCUUUUGAUAAUGAAGAGGAUGAUGAUGUGUGAGAUUUAAUUUCUAGCCAUUCUUCUCAGUAAACAUCUUGAAACUUGUCUCAUAAAUAAUUUUAUAAUGCAAUGCACAUAGGAUAAUCUAUGCAGUUGUAUAAAAUUUUCCAUUUAAAAAAAAAGUAGGAUAAGAUUGUCCAAUAGGUACUAGUGAAAUUAUUUAUUUAUAUGUAUUUCAAUAAUUGUAACAGAUUGGUAUAGAAAAUCCAACAAAAUAGAAACAAAAGAAAACGAAAUAUAUGUGUAUGAUAAAUAUAUAAUUAUUCACCUGUACAAAUAUUUUCUUGUGAGAAUGUGCUGGUGAAGGAAACUUGAAAUGCAUACUUUGUGUGCAAGUUCCAAUAGAAUUUUAAGAUGCUGUAGAACUUCUACAAAUGCUUCUAUUGAAAGAAUAUCACAGAACACUGCAUUUGAAAUUAACAUUUUACUACUCCACACAUUGUAAAUACAAUAAUUUCUGUUCACAAAUAAAUAAAUUUUGAUUAAAUAUU
This is a messenger RNA of Coccinella septempunctata (seven-spotted ladybird), 1074 nucleotides long. RefSeq lists its product as uncharacterized. NCBI's taxonomy places the organism in Eukaryota, Metazoa, Arthropoda, Insecta, Coleoptera, Coccinellidae. Bases 167 to 583 code for a protein of 138 amino acids. The record is from RefSeq and is a predicted model, not a curated record. The transcript has a single exon.